AUGCAAAAAAGCCAAGAAGAGACAAGUCCUCUUCACUUCGCCCUCGGCAUUAUUGACAGGGAGUCAGCAGCAGCAGCAGCAGCAGCAGCAGCAGAGCAGCAGCAGCAGCAGCAGCAGCAGCAGCAGAGCAGCAGCAGCAGCAGCAGCAGCAGCAGCAGCAGCAGAGCAGCAGCAGCAGCAGCAGCACGGAACGGCGCAGUGCGAGUCGUGGACUCCGUCCAAGACCCCAAAAGCAGCUACAGUUUGGCACUGACGCAUUUGCAAAUGGUGGCCCACGAGUUGGAGUGGCAGCUGAGCAUACACUCCAACGGCCGCGGUGCGACAGCCCAGGCAAUAUGUGGCUUCUCGCCAAGUCCCGGAGGGCUGCUGAUGCUGAAUAAUGCAGCAGCAAUUGCGGAAGGGAGGGGCCCGCAGCACGCCAUAGGGACGAGAAAGGAAUUGGCAGAAACCCUUUGGCUGGAGUUGAUGCUGAACAAAUCGCGAACAGAGCUCUACAGGGAUGAAGGGGAAGACAUAGACUGA
This is a messenger RNA of Eimeria necatrix, 522 nucleotides long. RefSeq lists its product as hypothetical. The record is from RefSeq and is a predicted model, not a curated record. The transcript has 5 exons. The coding region runs from base 1 to 522 and encodes 173 amino acids. NCBI's taxonomy places the organism in Eukaryota, Apicomplexa, Conoidasida, Eucoccidiorida, Eimeriidae.